AUGGCCGACGAUCAAGUGCAGCUUCUUUCCCAGGGUGUCGGGUACGGCAUCCUUGUCGGUGUCGGUGGGGCGUUUGCCAUUGGUAUGAUUCUCACCACCAAGUUUCUUUCCAAGUAUCUUAACGAAGACCACCACCUGACGGAAACGUUCUCGGUGGCCAACAGAAACGUCGGGACUGCGCUUACAACGCUGGCGGUGUACUCGCUGUGGUCCUGGGCUACUGAACUUUUGUGGGUGCUGACUAUGACUUAUAACUAUGGUAUCCAAGCCUCGUACUACUACGGGGCUGGGCUUUCAAUUCAGAUUGCGGUGAUGGCUCUCUUAGGGAUUCACGCUAAGAAGAAGAUCCCUAAGGCUCACACGUCGUUGGAAAUUAUAUCGUUGCGCUACGGUAAAGUAGCCCACAUGUUGUUCUUGUUCUUGUGUCUCGUCAAUAACUUGUUGUCGUGUCUGGCAAUGAUUGUUGGUGCUGCUGGUGCCAUUUCCAUCAUCGCUGGUAACUUACACAUUGUCGCGUCGAUGAUGCUUAUCCCGUUUGGGGUGCUUUUGUACACUGCCUUUGGCGGGCUUAAGGCGACCUUCCUCACUGACUUUGUCCACACGCUUAUUCUUUUGAUCGUGCUUGUCAUUCUUAACACCACCGUGUUGUCGAGUGAGAAGAUCGGUGGCUUGAAUGGCUUGUACAACUUGUUGGUGGAACACGACGGCGACCGGUACGUUGAAGGUAACUACAAGGGCAGUUUCAUUACCGGUAAGUCUAAGGGUUCGGUGCUUUUCGGGUUGAUUCUUACUGGUGGUAACUUUGGCUUGUGUAUCAUGGACUCAUCGUUCUGGCAAAAGACGUUCAGUGCCGACCAGAGACUGACCGUCCCCGCCUACUUGACGUCGGCGGUGCUUAUCUUCAGUAACGUGUGGCCACUUGGUGCCAUUAUCGGUGGUGCUUCGUUGGUGCUUUCCAAGACGCCGCUGUGGCCCACUUACCCCCGUGAAAUGACCACCUACGAGAUCUCGUCGGGCUUCACCCUUCCUUACACCCUUAAGGCAGUGAUGGGUAACGGUGGCUGUGGUGGUAUUCUUCUCGUCAUCUACUUGGCAGUCACUUCCACCGUGCUGGCUCAACUUAUCUCGGUAUCGCUGAUUGUGUCGUUCGACAUCUUCAAGAAGUACUUCAAGCCCCAUGCUAACAACAAGCAGAUGAUCUGGGUGCUGCAUGUCACCGUCAUCAUCUUUGGUCUCUUUGCCGCUGGUUUCUCGUGUAUGCUUCACUACGUCGGUACCAACAUGACAUGGUUGGGUUACUUCUACCCGUUGAUCAUCUGUCCCGGUGUCAUCCCCUUGAUCUUCUCCAUUACCUGGGAUAAACAGCUGACGCUUGCCGUCAUUGUCGCUCCCAUCACCGGGUUGAUCUUUGGGCUCACGGUGUGGACCACCUCUGCCUACGCCUUCUACGAUGAAGUCAAUGUCGACACCUUGGGUGAACAGCUCCCGUGUUUGUACGGGACGUUGACGGCGCUUUUCUUGCCUGCCAUCGUGCUGAUCACCAUCAGUUUGAUCCAAAACCAGAAGUUCGACUGGCAGGUGUUGCAGAACGCCGACUUGACGAUCAGAGACCACAACGCCCCCGAACACUCCGACUCGAACCUGCUCAACGAAGACAAGCACGACCUUGCUGAGGAAACCGUCGAGCUCAACUCGCAACAGGCCGAUGAGAGACUGUUGGACUUCUGGAUCAAGGUAGCCACUGGUGCGACGAUCUUCAUUCUCUUGGUGACGUGGGUGUUGUGGCCGAUGCCAUUGUACCGGGACUGGAUCUUCACUGGCGCCUACUUCAAAGGGUACGUCACCGUGGGGCUCAUCUGGUUGUACGUGACGUUGCUCGUCGUCGGUAUCUACCCGUUGUGGGUGGGGCGCAAGGCGUUCAUGAUUAUUGCCCGCGGUAUCAUUCGUGAUUUCAAGAACCGUAAAAACCCGAUUGCGGAUAAGACGGCGCCCGAGACUCCCGUCGAGGUGUCGCCAGAAUACGUCGACCACGCCAGCGGGUCGUCGGAAAAGAACGAGAUCACCAGUCUCAAGUAG
Diutina rugosa is the source of this 2076-nucleotide messenger RNA. Its product is annotated as sodium:solute symporter family protein. NCBI's taxonomy places the organism in Eukaryota, Fungi, Ascomycota, Pichiomycetes, Serinales, Debaryomycetaceae. Gene Ontology annotation, cellular component: plasma membrane. Gene Ontology annotation, molecular function: urea transmembrane transporter activity. Bases 1 to 2076 code for a protein of 691 amino acids. The transcript has a single exon. Gene Ontology annotation, biological process: urea transmembrane transport. The record is from RefSeq and is a predicted model, not a curated record.